AGCAUGGGCUCCUUCCCCACCAUCACCACAAGCUUCCUUCUCUUCCUGGCAUUUCAGCUCCCGGGGCAAACCAGAGCUAACCCCGUGUAUGGCUCUGUGUCCAACGCAGACCUGAUGGAUUUCAAGAAUUUGCUGGACCGUUUGGAGGACAAGAUGCCCUUAGAAGAUGAGGUCAUGCCCCCACAAGUACUAAGUGAGCAGAGUGAGGAAGGUGGGGCUGCUCUCAGCCCCCUUGCUGAGGUGCCUCCCUGGACCGGGGAGGUCAACCCAGCCCAGAGAGAUGGGGGUGCCCUCGGGCGGGGCCCCUGGGACUCCUCUGAUAGAUCUGCCCUCCUGAAAAGCAAGCUGAGGGCACUGCUCGCUGCCCCUCGGAGCCUGCGGAGGUCCAGCUGCUUCGGGGGCAGGAUGGACAGGAUUGGAGCCCAGAGUGGACUGGGCUGCAACAGCUUCCGGUACCGAAGAUAA
Messenger RNA from Diceros bicornis minor, 465 nucleotides. It is a transcript of the gene NPPA, whose product is annotated as natriuretic peptide A. Gene Ontology annotation, cellular component: extracellular region; nucleus; cytoplasm. The coding region runs from base 4 to 465 and encodes 153 amino acids. NCBI's taxonomy places the organism in Eukaryota, Metazoa, Chordata, Mammalia, Perissodactyla, Rhinocerotidae. The record is from RefSeq and is a predicted model, not a curated record. Gene Ontology annotation, molecular function: hormone receptor binding; hormone activity. Gene Ontology annotation, biological process: negative regulation of systemic arterial blood pressure; receptor guanylyl cyclase signaling pathway; neuropeptide signaling pathway. The transcript has 3 exons.